Leptosia nina is the source of this 807-nucleotide messenger RNA. The record is from the annotation of a GenBank genome assembly. NCBI's taxonomy places the organism in Eukaryota, Metazoa, Arthropoda, Insecta, Lepidoptera, Pieridae.
AUGACACACCUCUCAAUUACGGGGCUGUACAGAGUUAAGGGAGACGCGGCAGCCGCGGCAGUCUGCACAGAGCCGCGGCUUCAGCUCCGUCCAUGUCGCUCUUCUUCAAGUUUCGGACAUUUAGUCUAUAGAAAGCUCGUGUACGCGUCGGGGAGUGAGGAGGGAAGCCGAGGAGGGGGGAGGUGCGUCGCAACGUGCGCGUGGCUCCGACCCCCGGCCCUCAAAUCUAAAUACUCUGGCCAGUCGUCGGCGAUCGCGCGUCGCGGGCGCGGGCGGGAUCCGGGCCGAGUUGCGACUGGUUGCAGCCUCACGGGGCCACUGACCGCGAGCCGGAGCAGCGGCGGAGGCACCAUGGAGUGUGGAGUGGCGGGCGCCUAUCCACCGAGGGCCCACGCCGUGCACGGGGCACACACGGCUCUGUCACCCACAGAACGUUCGCCAGCCAAAGCGGGGUUGCACGUCAACUUCAGUGAUAAGGGCGAGGUGAAGGAGCGCCGUGAAAAGUUCCUGACAGCAAAAUAUGGCAGCCACCAGAUGGCGCUGAUCCGGAAACGACUGGCCGUUGAAAUGUGGCUUUACGACGAGUUGCAGAAACUGUAUGAGUCACCUGCCACGACUGAGAGCGGCGCAGCCAGUGCAUCAGAUACCUCGCAAGAGGUAGAAGUUGACAUUGACGAACUGCUGGAUAUGGACAGCGAGGAGCAACGCUGGCGACAUCUUACGGUGUUGCUGGCGGAUGCUAAGAAACCACAAAAAGAUGUACAUAGAUUUAUAAAAGAUCUUCUAGAAAAGGCUAAAACGCUGUAA